AACAGAAGAAACAAAAACCAGAAACUGUUGCUUUCUUGCACGCACGUUCUCUUCUAAAAUGAAAUAACCCUUCAAAAGGGGUGGCUCAGUGUUCACUUCGUUACGUUCUGUUCCUUUUCCGUCGCUUUCUGUUGAAGCACCCUUUUUGUUUAUGAAGCUCUGUUGUCAAAGUAUAAAACAAAGGUGCGUUAUUUUCAGAAUUUUAUCAUCUGGGCCGUGCAAGUUUUCUCCCAUACGCUAGUGGGUUUGCUGAAAAAUGUGAUUUUGGUGGGUUAUUGAGAUGGGUUUUUCGGAACAUGCUCUGAUCUCUUCCUCUGUCUCUGUUGCUUUGUCUUGGAUUGACUUCGUUUUAGUGUUUUUUUUGCUGGAAAAUGUUUCCUUGGCCGUUACGGUUGCUGGGGGUUCUGUAGUUUGAAGAAUCGGCAUAAGUAUUUUUCCCCCGAUCUUCUUCUGCAUAGUUCAUUUCCCGUCCGAUGGCUAAGGAAAGUGUUGAUUUACCACUGAUUCCAAAAGUAACUAUGUCAAGUGGGGUUGCAUUAAGAAGGCACUCUGCUGGAAUAGCAAAUUCUGGAAAUAAUGAAAAGAAAGUUGUUGUUCCUCUUUAUCUCAGAGCAUCUACUGGCUCCUGUCAUGAUUUUUGUAAAUAUGGGAGGAAGAAUGUGGAAGAAGGAAGGGAGAAACUCUCCAUGAUUAAGAGAGCCGGAAGAAAAUCACUUUCCCGAAGUUCAGAAGGCAUUAUUGGUGGGAUAAUAACAUCAGUUGCCAAUCAAAAAGCAUCACUUGAUUCGAAGCCAACAAAGAUGUUAACAGUGAAACAUAAUGAAUCAGUUGAUUCUAAGAUCCAGAUUUCUGAUGCUUCUGACACAGAUAAGAUGGAACUCCCAACAAAAUCAUCUGGCAGCCAAAAACAAAUGGGGAAUAAAGUUCUGGUGAACACAAGCAAAGCAUCAUUGGUCAGGGUCAAACCAUCAUUCCUUCCAAAAUCACAUAUUUCUUCAAUCCCCGAAGCAAGGAGAGGGGGAAUUUUUUCAAGUUUUGAGGUGGAAGCUCUAUCAAAACCAGCUUCCAAAAGGGUGGAAGCUUCACCAACAGCAACUUCUGAGAGGGUGAAAACUCAUCCAAAAUCAACUUCUCAAAUGGUCAAAACUUCACCAAAAUCCAUGUUCAAGAUGAAGCAAACUUCAUCAAAGUUGUCUCCUUUUGAAGAUAAAGAAAUGGAGUUGUCUGAUAAGCAUGUGACUUCUUUGAAUCCAGAUUUCGUCACAAUGCAGACCAUAUCUUCUGUGAAUUAUUCUGAUGUCUUUGGUGGCCAAAAGAAUAGUAAGAUUAAGAUGAACAAGAAAGAAGCCUCACCCAAAUCUUCUUCCAGAGGAAUUGGCAGUGUUAGUGCAAGAAAGCACAAGGGCCUGAAAAUCGUGCCUCAUCUUAUGAAUCAACCCAAGCCUAUAAAAGUUGAACUUGAGGAAGACAACAAUGAGGCUCAGGAAAAGACUUUGUAUGUCAUCAAGAUGGAAAGUGCAAACCAAAGUUCGCUCUCUGAUCAAAAUGAAAGCCAGGCUAUCGAAUUACCCCUUUCUAAUUCAUUGUCAUCACCCAAGUUUUCACCCCCCUCAAAAUCUCAAUCCUCGUCCCAAGAAGACCAAGAGGAAUCUGAAUAUGCAAAUAGUGAAUUUGAGGAGGAUGCUUGUCCAGAGAACCAUGAAAUUGAUUACAUGGCUAAUGUGGAAACUUUGGAAGUUGAAGAGAAUGGAAAGCCUCAAAAUGAUGGGAUUGUUUGUUCUGAAAACAUCGAGUGCCAAAAUUUAGGGAGGAAAUUGGUUGAAACUCAAAUUGAAUAUACUGCUUAUGUGGACACUUUGGAAGCUGAGGAGAAUGGAAAGCCUCAAAAGGAUGGGAUUGUUUGUUCUGAAGCCAAGGAGUGCAAAAAGUUAGGGGGAGAAUUGGUUGAAACUCAAAUUGAAAAGGGUAGUCUGAGGAGCCUUAAAAUCCAGAAAGGAAAAGUGUUGGGGGCGAGCGUCACUAAUGUCAAGGCUGUUGCUAUAACUGCUCCAGAGAAGGUUGUUUUGAGACGUCAAAAUGUGCAGGUCAAGAAAGAUGGACAAGGAUUGUACAAUAAUGUGAUUGAGGAAACAGCAACUAAACUUGUUGAAACUCAGAAGGGCAAGGUUAAAGCACUGAUUGAUGCCUUUGAAGCUGUAAUCUCUCUUGAAGAGAAAAGAACUUCUGCUGCAAACAUUGUCAAUUGAUCUUGGUAGACUUUUUCUAGAUUUCUCUUAUUUUGUAAAGAAAUGGUAGGAAAAUAAAUCCAAGCUUGUGGCAGUAAAUGUGAGCCAACAGGCUGAUUGUUCAGCUGAAAAUAUAGAUAAAUUUGUCUUGUGUCUUGUCUGUAGAAGACCUUGUUGUGUAGAGUUGAACGGGGGAUCUUGUAUUCACCACCACUCUUGUGUGACCAUAUACUCAUCAUUCUGUUCUUCGAAACUUAGACCUGUUGUUAUUGAUUUUUAUCUUUUGAAUAAAAAAAUGAUAGCAUGGAUUUAGCAUU
Molecule: messenger RNA, 2542 nt
Organism: Glycine soja
Lineage: Eukaryota; Viridiplantae; Streptophyta; Magnoliopsida; Fabales; Fabaceae
Exons: 2
Coding region: 474-2246 (590 amino acids)
Molecular function (GO): calmodulin binding
Source: RefSeq, a predicted model, not a curated record